Molecule: messenger RNA, 1569 nt
Organism: Phycomyces blakesleeanus NRRL 1555(-)
Lineage: Eukaryota; Fungi; Mucoromycota; Mucoromycetes; Mucorales; Phycomycetaceae
Exons: 5
Coding region: 1-1569 (522 amino acids)
Biological process (GO): dephosphorylation
Molecular function (GO): phosphatase activity
Source: RefSeq, a predicted model, not a curated record
AUGAUCCACACUGUCGAGCGGAGGCCGCCUUCUCUUCAAACAGGAAGAUAUCCACUUCAUAUCCGAUGCCGUGAUUUUGUUAUCGUAACUCUAGCGAUGCUUAAGGACGGAGAGGCGCAAUAUGUUUAUGAUUAUAUACAGAAAUACACGUGUGUCGACUCGACUGAGAAGCUUCUUGCCUUCAGAUUCAGACCCAUUACACCGUACACAUCAACAUCAGGAUGGAGUGUUUAUGACACAGCAAGAGAGUAUUCUCGUAUGGGUGUUGGCGAAAAGACAGGAAACUGGCGUAUAUCAACCCUUAACAGAGAUUAUAAAUAUUCUCCGACAUAUCCACGGUUCUUAGUUGUCCCAACAAAGAUUACCGACGCUACUCUCAACUAUGCAGCUAAAUACCGAAGCAAGGCCAGAAUUCCGGUGUUAUCAUACCUGCAUUGGAGCAAUAUGGCGACUAUUACUCGAAGCAGCCAGCCGAUGGUUGGGUUCAAGCAAGCCCGGUCUAUUCAGGAUGAAAAGCUGAUCGAAGCAAUUUUUGCGUCUAAUGUACCUGUAGUACCAAGUGGACAGACUCUUUAUGGUUCCACGGCGGUAAACAUGAUUGUAGAUGCACGUCCAAUGGCAAAUGCAAUGGGAAAUGUGGCAAGAGGAGCAGGGACAGAGAAUAUGGAAAAUUAUCGGAACUGUAAGAAGAUUUAUGUUGCAAUUGAGAAUAUCCAUGUUAUGCGAGACAGUCUAACAAAGAUGGUGGAUGCUAUGCAGGGGAUUGACAAUGGUGGACAGGUCAACCGAGUUGCACUCCAAAGGUCAAAUUGGCUCAAGCACAUCAGUACUGUCCUAGACGGAGCGUUGUCUAUCGUAAAGAGUGUGCAUGUAUACAACUCUCAUGUCUUGGUACAUUGUUCGGAUGGGUGGGAUCGAACAGCCCAAUUGGUAGCCAUCAGUGAGAUUUGUCUCGAUCCUUUUUAUCGUACGUUUGAAGGAUUCCAAGUACUGGUAGAGAAAGAAUGGGUAUCCUUUGGACACAAAUUUGCUGAUCGAUCGGGGCACCUUUCAAACGAGAAAUGCUUUGUAAAUCUGGCGCACACAGGCGGUAAUGCAGCUACCAAUACAAUCAAGGACAUGCAGAACAAGUUCUAUAAAUCCAAUUACUACCAACGAGAGACCAGUCCAGUCUUCCACCAGUUCCUUGAUUGUCUCUAUCAGCUCAUGCAGCAGUUUCCAACCAGGUUUGAAUUCAAUGAGGCGAUGUUGAUAGAGCUGCAUUACCAUCUCUAUUCGUGUCAGUUUGGCAACUUCUUGUUUAAUUGUGAAGCGCAACGCUCGGCCCAUCUUGUCCAACAAAAAACACAAUGCAUUUGGGACUACUUUAACACAGAAAAGGACCGCUUCUUGAACGAUCUGUUUGAUCCCAUGAAGGACCAUGAUUUGGUGGAUGGCGGAGGAGUAUUAUUCCCAGAUACGCACAAUACCAAGUAUUGGUCUGCUCUUUUCAGACGCAAGGAAGAUGAGGUUAAUACACCAAUUGUGUAUGGUAUCCAGGAUCAGAAUGAUGAUCAUCCAUUGGCUUAA